Molecule: messenger RNA, 713 nt
Organism: Emiliania huxleyi CCMP1516
Lineage: Eukaryota; Haptophyta; Isochrysidales; Noelaerhabdaceae
Exons: 2
Coding region: 72-422 (116 amino acids)
Source: RefSeq, a predicted model, not a curated record
GGCACUCCUCCGGCACUCCUCCGCGGGCGGCGGAGCCGGCGACGCGCGACGUGCGGACCAUCGUGCGCUGCAUGUCCGAGAACGUCCUCGCCGGCGUGCACUGCGUGUUCGGCGGCCCUGCCGACGUGCUCGCCGGGGUGGCGAGGCCGCCGGAGGUUGUGCUCGCCGAGAGGUUCGGCGCCACCAUCGAGGCGACGCUCAGCGCGAAGAGCACGCACUUGCUCCUCCCGCCCGCGCUGCUCGCGCCGCGCGCGCUCGCGCAGUGCCGCAGGACACAGGAGAUGCUCUCGCACGCUCGCUCGCUGGGCAUCGAGCCGACGCUGCACCGAGUCGACUUGCGCUGGCUGCUCGCGUGCGUCGCCAACUGGAGCCACUUGCCGGAGGCGGAGUGGACGACACUCUCGGCCGGGGACCCGCUCUGACGCCCGCGCACACGCGUCUCCUGCCGGCUCUCGACUGCCGGCAUGCAGCCGCGGCGCCGACAGGGAGCGGGCGGGCAGCAGCGGCCUGGUGACGCGAGGUCGUGCUGCUCGACACGCCGUCGGGUGCGUGCUCUCGCCCCGGGCCACCCGCACUUCCUUCCUUCUGCGUCUCGUUCACUCUCGCGGGCCGCGCUCCCUUGGAUCCCUCUCAGCUCCCAGAUCUGUUGACGCGGCAAGAAGUUUGUGGCAUGUGCCCCGACCCCUUUAUCAAUAUCAUUGAUAAGAUCAUUG